Panicum virgatum (switchgrass) is the source of this 1854-nucleotide messenger RNA. RefSeq names its product probable glycosyltransferase 3. Gene Ontology annotation, biological process: xyloglucan biosynthetic process. The record is from RefSeq and is a predicted model, not a curated record. Gene Ontology annotation, cellular component: trans-Golgi network; endosome; membrane. Gene Ontology annotation, molecular function: hexosyltransferase activity. Lineage: Eukaryota; Viridiplantae; Streptophyta; Magnoliopsida; Poales; Poaceae. The coding region runs from base 251 to 1750 and encodes 499 amino acids. The transcript has a single exon.
CUGGCCCAAGCCGCAGGGAUGGUCAUCAUCACUCCAUCAACAGCAGAGGAGCGCCAUGUGCCUGCGGACAGAACGUUCAGCAAUCUAGCUCGUCUGACACAUCUGCAAAUCGAGCAAUUCCAUAUUCUCCUCUCCCUCAAAUUUCCCGCGCCCCGCUGACCUCCCCGGCACUCCAACCCAAGAUCCUGCCUGCUCCAUCGCCGGCACGCCCCACAACCAGCGUAGUCACAGCUUGCGACGCAACGAUCGAAUGGGUACGCCGGCGGCCGGCGGGUGGAGGUUGCCGUCGCGGGGCCGGAGCAGCAGCAGCAAGCUGACACAGCGGGCCAUCAACAACAUCAGGUUCGCCCUGCUCUGCGCCUUCGUCACGCUCCUCGUCCUCCGCGGCACCGUCGGCGUCAGCCGCCGCCUCGUCUACAUCGCCGGCUCCCGCCGCGCUCCGUCCGGCACCAACAAGGUCGUCGAGGACAUGGAGCGCACCCUCCGCGAGAUCCGCGCCGACUCCGACCCGGACCCCGAAGACGGCGGCAGCAGAGCGGCGACCACCACCCCGGUGGCCAGGUACUACGACCGCGGCAGCGCGUGGUCGACGCAGAACUACAGCCUCGGGCCCCGGGUGACGCGCUGGAACGCCAAGCGCCGGCGGUGGCUGCACCUGAACCCGGGGUUCCCGUCCCGCGACGCGCGCGGCAACCCACGGGUCCUGCUCGUCACGGCCUCGCCGCCGGGGCCCUGCGACACCCCCGGCGGCGACCACUUCCUGCUCAGGGCCACCAAGAACAGGAUGGACUACUGCCGCCUCCACGGCAUCGAGUACGCGCACGCCAUGGCGCGCCUCGACGCGGAGCUCACGGGCGGCUGGGCCAAGCUCCCGCUGCUGCGGCGCCUCAUGCUGGUGCACCCGGAGGUGGAGUGGCUGUGGUGGAUGGACGGCGACGCGCUCGUCACCGACAUGGGGUUCGAGCUCCCGCUGGCGCGCUACGAGGGCACCCACCUCGUCGUCCACGGCAACUCGCACCUCCUCUUCCAGCAGCGCUCCUGGGUCGCCGUCAGCACCGGCAGCUUCCUGCUCCGGAACUGCCAGUGGUCGCUGGAGCUGCUCGACGCCUGGGCCGUGAUGGGGCCGAGAGGCCGCGCCCGCGACGACGCCGGGAGGCUGCUGACGGCGACCCUCUAUGGCCGCCCGGCGUUCGAGGCCGACGACCAGUCGGCGCUCAUCCACCUGCUGCUUACCGAGAAGGAGCGGUGGAUGGACAAGGUGUACCUCGAGAACGAGUACUACCUGCACGGCCUCUGGGCGGGGCUGGUCGGCAAGUACGAGAAGGUGAUGGAGAAACACCACCCGGGGUACGGCGACGACCGGUGGCCGUUCGUCACGCACUUCGUCGGGUGCAAACCUUGCAGCGGCGGCGGCGGAAGGUCCAGAAGGGGCGGCGGCAACUCCAGCGAUGAGUACCCGCCGGAACGUUGCGUCAGUGGCAUGGAGCGCGCCUUCAACUUCGCCGACAACCAGGUGCUCCGGCUGUACGGCUUCCGGCACGAGUCGCUGGCGAGCUCCGAUGUCAGGCGGGUGACGAACCGGUCGGCGAACCCGCUGGAGGCCAAGGAGGACGCUCUAUCUUUCUUGAAGAAACCCAAGGACCCGGUUGUCCAGAGCCAUGAUGUACGCAAAAAUCGAAAGCGCAAAGGGAAAAAGGACUCUGUUCUUGCAAGAGUCCUGAAGAGACUAGGAUGGAGAUCUGAGUUUUGAUCUUUUUUGUGUGUGUUUUGAAUAUUCUAGCAGUUCAUUUUUGCAGUUGCUAGAGGCUGGUUACUUGUUUUUGUUCUGGGUUCAAUACGAAUGAAUUGGACCAA